AAUAAUAAUAAUAAAAAAAUUUUUACUUUGCGCUUGAGCUGUGUGUGGAUUUUAAUACUCAAAUAAACUAAGCACGUUUCAGUUGGAAACGCGACUUAAAACGUUAAGGUUGUUUUUAAAACGGAGACAGUUUUUUUUUUUGCCAAUAAAUAUCAUCUACAGCAAUUUAUUGUUUAAUUUAAAAUUUACUUUUUUUUUGAAUUUCUACAAAUAUUUCUACAAACAACAUGGUGGUUAAACCCGGCUUAGAAGAACAAAUUUUAGCUUUAGAAACAUGGUUAAAAACUCAGCCACAAUUGCCUCAAAAUAUAGAUAAACUCUUUCUCAAACGUUUCAUUUACUCCAUGUAUGGAGAUUUGGAUGGGGCCAAACGUUUGCUAGAAUUAAAUUUUAAAUUGCGCAAUAAACACAGUCAAAUUUUUUUGCAAAGAGAUCCUCUAGAUGAGGGUUCACAGAAACUACUGCAAGUGGCCGACCUCAUACCACUCCCCGGCAAAACACCCGACAAUUACAAACUGCUUAUUUAUCGCUUAAUCGACCAUGAUGCAGACAAGUUCAACUUUACUGAUUCAAUCAAAGUAUUCUUUAUGAUGGCCGACUGUCGUUUUGCCAUCAACGAUGAGGAUGUUGAUGGUGAGAUACCCAUUUUUGAUAUGUCCGGCUAUAGUUUGCGGCAUUUAACAAAGACUGUCCUCUCAGCUUUACGUGUUUAUAUGAAAUUUGUACAGGAGGCACAUCCAGUGCGAAUCAAACAAAUACAUGUUCUAAAUAGUCCUUCGUAUUUGGAUAAAGUGUUGACUGUUAUUAAGCCAUUUAUGAAAAGUGAAGUUUUUAAGUUGAUACAUUUUCAUUUGCCUAAUGCUGAUACUCCUUAUGAAUAUUUUCCUCGUGAAAUGCUGCCUUUGGAAUAUGGUGGUAAGGCGGGUAGUUUAAAGGAAUUGAAGGCGUUUUGGAUGCAAAAGUUGGAGGAGAAAAGGUUAAGUUUGAACUGGACAAGAACAGAACUAGAUUAGCACUAGAACAUAAUUAGAACAGAUCUAGAACAGAACUAAAACAGA
This is a messenger RNA of Lucilia cuprina (Australian sheep blowfly), 1058 nucleotides long. Its product is annotated as alpha-tocopherol transfer protein. Bases 228 to 1013 code for a protein of 261 amino acids. Gene Ontology annotation, cellular component: membrane. The transcript has 5 exons. Gene Ontology annotation, molecular function: phosphatidylinositol bisphosphate binding. The record is from RefSeq and is a predicted model, not a curated record. NCBI's taxonomy places the organism in Eukaryota, Metazoa, Arthropoda, Insecta, Diptera, Calliphoridae.